AUGGCCAUGUCCAAUUCAGAAAUGCCUGCCACCGAGCCAACCUCCGAGGAACUGUCGUCGGCGCCAGAACGCACGGACGAAGGGCAGGUCAGCGCAGAGGACGAGGAGGGGCUCCACAAUACUGUGGAGCAAAAAGAAACCAGGUUUGAAUUUAUGAAUCUCCCGUUCGAAAUCCGGCAGAUGGUAUACCAUCACGUCUUCGCCAAUCGCACCCUCCACGUCCAUUAUCCCAUUAGAAUUAGGACGGGUCCAGGUGAACACUUCCCAAUCGACUGGACAUACUUCAUCUGCAACUGCGACAAUGGAACAGUCACCGGCUCCGAGUUCGCCAUGGGGGAUGCAUGGGCUGGAAAGGUCGCCAACGCCAACGCAACGAGAGAAGAGAGCGCGAAUGCAUGGCGCCAUGCAAUCCCGCCCUGUAAAUACAGGGACAUCAACCACUACAACGUCCCUGAUUAUCCUGGGGCCCGGCACGUCUAUUAUCCCAGAGGAAGGCUGGAAUUGGGUCUGCUCUGCGCGAAUAAGCAGAUAAACGCCGAGGCGCGUCAUAUUCCAUAUACCUCGAAUAUCUUCACCUUUGACGACGUGCGGUCCUUCGCGAGCUUCAUCUCUAGCACGGCUGGUCUAUCGUGGGCUCAGUUGGGUCUGUUACGGAAUAUAUCGAUUUACAUGGAGCCGCGGACCGGGGAAACCAUGAAGUGGAACGAAUGGCUGAUUAUGGGUCCCAAGGGCACAGGGCCGGAUAGACCAGACAUGCGGAAAGUCAGAAUGCCGUAUGGGCUGAAAGCAUUGAAUGGUCUGCGGAAGCUGCAGAUUGUAGUCGAGAAUGUGAAAACAGGAUUCAUCUGCUCCCAUAUGAGACAGCCUUGGACAAAGCUAUUCUUCGUGUAUGGGCUUCUGGCGUUCGCGCGGAUGGGUAUUCAGGAUAUCAGCGUUGAUGUCAGCCUGUGUGCGAAGCGGCCACUCUCUUCGCCCCAUUAUAAUAACCCAGCGGAUUGGUAUAUGGAUACUGAUGAAGAGGUAAAGACAGCUGCGACGGCGUACGCGGAGAUGCUGGAGAAGAGGAUGCGCCGUCCAUGGACUGAAGAGGUUUGCGUGGAAAUAAACAAGCUGCGAAAGAGCUACGAAAGUGCUCAGAGGGAAGCUUGUACUCGCCUCAUGUCGCCGACCUACCCCCUGGGUGACCAGGAGACGUAA
Aspergillus puulaauensis is the source of this 1197-nucleotide messenger RNA. RefSeq lists its product as uncharacterized. The coding region runs from base 1 to 1197 and encodes 398 amino acids. The record is from RefSeq and is a predicted model, not a curated record. The transcript has 2 exons. Lineage: Eukaryota; Fungi; Ascomycota; Eurotiomycetes; Eurotiales; Aspergillaceae.